AUGGCCACUAAGAUUUUUUCGGAAGAACAGCUUAACUACUUCCGCGUUUGUCACGUAGCCACUGACAUACUGCCCCAAGCUCUGCGAUUUCUGUUCAAGCAGGAAUGGGACAAUCGUUACAAGACAACGUUUGGGGAAUGGAAGGACACACCUCAAAAUGGACUAGACUUCAAUAACGGUGAGUCCCCAGCUAAUCAACGAAGAAAUGCCCGACUGUUGGCUACAAUGGUAAAUGGAGACAGGGCGCAAUGGGACUGUACUAUGUUAUUUUAUGCCAUCCUGUUCUCUGAUUCUAUUCAUGGACUGAGUCCACUUAUCAAAACCAAUGUUGAUGAUCUCAGGAAGUUUCGCAAUGAAGACUUCGCUCACAUGACAGAAGGGCAGCUCUCAAAUACAGAUUUUAGCAUCACUGUUAGCAAAGUGGAGACAGCAUUUCGAAAUCUUGGCCUGUCUACCGUUGAAAUCCAAACUGUAAGCACACAGAAAGGUUUUCCAACUGACGAGUUGCAAAAUUUGAUUAAAAAUGUUAAGAAUCUUACUCAAGACCUUCACGCAAAAGAUGCUGAACUUAAAACCAAAGAUAGUAAAUUGCAGGAAAAAGCUAAAGAGCUUCUGGAGAAACAUGCUGAACUUCAGGAGGAAAAAAGCAAAUUACAACAAAAGCAUGCCGAACUGCAAGAAAACAUAGACAGGCUACAAACUAAGGAAGAACAACGCAAGGUCCUUGAAGAGCAGCUACAGCGCGAAGUAGAACCAUUUUGUGUCCUUCCACCCAGACCUCCCCAUAUGAUCGCGAGACGCGAUUGCGACGUUACUAAAGUAACGCAGAAACUCAUAAACCUUAGGAAGGCUAACGAGUACAAUUUAAGUUUUUGUUAUAUUUCAGGCAAUCCCGGGAGUGGUAAAUCUCAGCUGGCUGGACUAGUUGCCGAGAAUUUCUACAAAGAGGCCCGUAAAGACACGAGUGCUCCGUCGUUUGUCAUGACUUUAAGUGCUGAAAAUGUAGAAACACUUUUAACAUCAUACCUCUCGCUGGCGAGAAAAGUGAGCUGUCCCGCGUAUACUAUAACUACUACAGAAAACUCCAAGGAUUUAAGUACUGAGCAGAAAAUAGCCAUUAUCAAAGAUUUAAUUACAACAAAAAUUCACCUUUACUCAUCUUGGCUCUUAGUGAUUGACAAUGUCACAAAUCUCGCUGAAAUGGGUCAUUUUUUUCCUAAGCGUGGAAAUGAGCAGUGGGGCAAAGGCCAGCUGCUAAUCACAACGCAGGAUUGCACAUGUAUUCCUUCAGAGAGUUCCUUCACAUCCCACAUCUCCUUGAGCAAAGGUAUGGAGCUUGCUGAUGCUACUUGUUUAUUAAUGGAUCUCUCUGGAAUCUCCGGCAACGAAAUGGAAGAACAGGUGGCUCAUGCUUUGGAUUAUCAGCCACUUGCUCUAGCCAGCGCAGGGGUGUUUGUGAGAAAGCUGCGAAAUACCAAUCCAGCAUUUGGCUGGAAGGGGUACUUAGAAAAACUAGAAAAAGGGAAACGCGAACUCACUGAAAAGGAACUUGCCAAAGUAAACGGUAUCUACCCAAACUCUAUGACUGUAGCGACCAGGGUAGCUGUUGAGACGGUAAUGGCUUCCGAUCAAAUAAUGAAGCACGCUUUCAUCUUUCUCGCUUUUUGUGCACCAGAGCCAUUGAGGUUAGACGUGUUGACCACGUAUGUUGUAAAUGCUGAUGAAAGCUUGGAUAAAGAGGAGGUAGGCAUUCAGAUCCAAGGCUCCUCAUUGCUGUUGAUCGACAAUGAGAAUAACGUGAACAUUCGUUUACACAAAGUGGUACAGGAUAUUCUGAAGUGUCUAGUUAAAGAUCGAAUGAAGACUGAUGAACAUACCCGAGUUUUAUCUGUUGCAUUGCAAUCAUGCAAGCAGUUUAUUACCAAAGCGGUCCCAAAGACUGAGCAGAUAGUAGAUUCUUUCCUUGAGAGCAGACACAUAGUUCCACACUUAAAAACGCUAGCAGUGGGAAUUAACCACAUUUUCUUUCAUAAAGAUACAUUUCAGGUUUUCUGUAACACAACUUUGGAUGUCUACCAAUUUUGCUAUAACCUAAGAGUGCUUGGCGGAGUUUGCCGCCUUCAUAGCGAGUUCCAUUCAUCAAUUGAGUACUUAAGCGCAGCUUUAAAGAUCAUUGAAGAUGAUCAGAUAAGGCCACCGCGACCCAAUCACUUGUUCGUUGCGAGUCUUUAUUGCGAACUAGGUGAACUACAUUUUAACUUGAGUGACCAUCAGCAAGCCAAGGAAUACUUUGAACUUGCCCUUUCCAUAGAAGUAAAUGAACUUGGAGCCCAUCACAUUGUAGUUGCGCGAAUGUACCAUAACAUUGGUGCCCUAAAACAAGAGAUUGGUGACCAUCAGCAGGCCAAGGUGUUUUAUGAACGUGCCUUGUCCGUACGACUCAGUAAGCUUGGUCCCGAUCAUGUCAGCGUCGCAAGUACUUACCAAAGCAUGGGUGUCCUACAUAGCGAAAUGGGUGACCAUCAGCAGGCCAAGGAUUAUUAUGAACGUGCGUUGUCCGUACAACUGAGUAAGCUUGGACCCGAUCAUGUCAACGUCGCAAAUACAUAUCAAAGCAUGGGUAACCUACAUAAGGCAUUGGGUGACCAUCAACAGGCCAAAGAGUAUUAUGAACGUGCCUUGUCCGUACGACUCAGUAAGCUUGGUCCCGAUCAUGUCAGCGUCGCAAGUACAUAUAAAAGCAUGGGUAACCUACAUAAGGCAUUGGGUGACCAUCAACAGGCCAAAGAGUAUUAUGAACCUGCCUUGUCGGUACAAACCAAUAAGCUCGGACCCGAUCAUGUCAACGUUGCAGGUACUUACCAUAAUAUGGGUAACCUACAUAGCGAAAUGGGUGACCAUCAGCAGGCCAAGGACUAUUAUGAACGUGCCUUGUCCGUAAAACUCAGCAAGCUUGGACCCGAUCAUGUCAACGUCGCAAAUACAUAUCAAAGCAUGGGUAACCUACAACAGGCAUUGGGUGACCAUCAACAGGCCAAAGAGUAUUAUGAACGUGCCUUGUCCGUACGACUCAGUAAGCUUGGUCCCGAUCAUGUCAGCGUCGCAAGUACUUACCAAAGCAUGGGUGUCCUACAUAGCGAAAUGGGUGACCAUCAGCAGGCCAAGGAUUAUUAUGAACGUGCGUUGUCCGUACAACUGAGUAAGCUUGGACCCGAUCAUGUCGACGUCGCAAAUACAUAUCAAAGCAUGGGUAACCUACAUAAGGCAUUGGGUGACCAUCAACAGGCCAAAGAGUAUUAUGAACGUGCCUUGUCGGUACAAACCAAUAAGCUCGGACCCGAUCAUGUCAACGUUGCAGGUACUUACCAUAAUAUGGGUAACCUACAUAGCGAAAUGGGUGACCAUCAGCAGGCCAAGGAUUAUUAUGAACGUGCCUUGUCCGUAAACCUCAGCAAGCUUGGACCCGAUCAUGUCAACGUCGCAAAUACAUAUCAAAGCAUGGGUAACCUACAACAGGCAUUGGGUGACCAUCAACAGGCCAAAGAGUAUUAUGAACGUGCCUUGUCCGUACAACUGAGUAAGCUUGGACCCGAUCAUGUCAACGUCGCAAAUACAUAUCAAAGCAUGGGUAACCUACAUAAGGCAUUGGGUGACCAUCAACAGGCCAAAGAGUAUUAUGAACGUGCCUUGUCGGUACAAACCAAUAAGCUCGGACCCGAUCAUGUCAACGUUGCAGGUACUUACCAUAAUAUGGGUAACCUACAUAAGGCAUUGGGUGACCAUCAACAGGCCAAAGAGUAUUAUGAACGUGCCUUGUUGGUACAAACCAAUAAGCUCGGACCCGAUCAUGUCAACGUUGCAGGUACUUGCCAUAGUAUGGGUAACCUAUAUAGCGAAAUGGGUGACCAUCAGCAGGCCAAGGAUUAUUAUCAACGUGCCUUGUCCUUACGACUCACUAAGCUUGGACCAGAUCAUGUCAACGUCGCAAACACUUGCCAAAGCAUGGGUAACCUACAUCAGGUAUUAGGUGACCAUCAAAAGGCCAAAGAGUAUUAUGAACGUGCCUUAUCCGUCCAAAUCAAUAAGCUUGGACCCGAUCAUGUCAGCGUCGCAAAUACUUACCAUAAUAUGGGUAAGCUACAUCACAAGUUGGGUGACUAUGAAAAAGCAAAGGAGUGUUAUCAACGCGCUCUUUCCGUAAAACGGAAUAAGAGUGGACUUGAUCAUGUUGACGUCGCGCAAUUGUCCCAUUUGUUAGCUGCUGUGCAGCGUGUUUUGGAUUCCCAGCUGCAGUCGCCUGAUUAUCAUGACCGU
Porites lobata is the source of this 4314-nucleotide messenger RNA. The record is from the annotation of a GenBank genome assembly. NCBI's taxonomy places the organism in Eukaryota, Metazoa, Cnidaria, Anthozoa, Scleractinia, Poritidae.